Suillus subalutaceus is the source of this 1357-nucleotide messenger RNA. RefSeq lists its product as uncharacterized. Lineage: Eukaryota; Fungi; Basidiomycota; Agaricomycetes; Boletales; Suillaceae. Bases 384 to 1346 code for a protein of 320 amino acids. The transcript has 3 exons. The record is from RefSeq and is a predicted model, not a curated record. Gene Ontology annotation, molecular function: protein binding.
CGAGCGCCAAGUUGCCCCAUUGCACAGGCCCCAGAGGCCUGCCAGGCUGCAGAUUUGCUUAGAGACCUUAUCAGUUCAACCGAACCAUGCUGAAUUAAUGGAAACUCAAUCAAACCUACAGUCCAACUGUCGCCUACCGUAUUUCAAAUUUCAUCGGUUACCACGCUCCCAACAAAGCUCCACGACAUGCGGCAGUUUGCCUUUUGAUCAUUGGCCAAUGCAACUUCUGGGCGAUUGUGAACUUGUACAAUUUUCAUGUGACUCGCUCAAGUACUCGUAUCAAAUAAUGUGAAGCAGUGUUACACUCUCAAUAGAUCCUCCAUGAAGAUCAGGCGUGCAAACCAUGCCAUAUCCGCGAGUCACACCACGAAGGAAACUUCUCCAUGUCCCAAUUCGUGGGGGCUGCGCCUCUUUCUGUCGAAGUUUCCUCGUUCCGCGCUCCUUUUGAUGCCACAGAUGCAGAUUUGAUCAUUCAUACUUCGGACGACGCAAAGUUUGCUGUCCACAAGAUCUUCCUCGCCGUUGCAUCUCCGCUUUUAAAGCGUCUUCUGUUGUCAGGGUCGUCCUCUCCAUGUCCGCCGUUUGAAGGACUCGUCCUUACACUCGACGGUGAUCACGCCAUCAUCAAACUCGAAGAAGACGCUCAGACAACUGAGAGGGUGCUGCAAUAUUGCUACCCCUUCUCCAAUCCUGUACUUAGUAGCCUAAACGAUGUGCAGGCCGUCUUUGAGAUGAUGAGAAAGUUCGGGAUGAAGGGGUUGAUGAACAAAGUCAAGGGCUCGCUUGUACAGCAAGCGUUCCUAGACGAUCAGCCGCUGCGCGUAUUCGCUAUCGCAUACCGUUAUGGUUUGGAGGAUGAAGCUCGUAUAGCUGCGAAGUAUACAGUCCGCCAGCCCUUCUUCACUCCCUACAUCGAAGAGCUGGAACACAUCCCCGCCUCCGUCUACCAUCGCCUCCUCCAGUACCACCGAAAAUGCAGUAUUGCUACAUGCUCGCUUACAGCUGACUUCUCCUGGUUUCCCAGCUUCGCAUCACGCUGGGUAUGGUUCCAAUGCGAUGACUGCGUUCAUCACCCCCUGUCGUGGCCUCUUUCUGAUGGGAAGAUAUACGAAGUCAAUGCAUGGUUCAUUGAGUUUAUGGAGCGUGCCAGGAAUGUUCUUCGUGAGCGCCCUUGUGGCAAGGUCGUCGCAGAUCCAUUCUUGAUUGCGGAAUGUCUGGAAGCAGCAUCUGGCUGCGUCACAUGUCGACCGGCUGCAUUCCUAGAUCUCAGCGUGUUUGUUGGAGAACACUUUGCUGUGGAGAUUGAUAGGGCGAUUGAUACUGUGGAGCUAGAUAUCCCAUUCUAGCUAGAUGUAUG